Orbicella faveolata is the source of this 994-nucleotide messenger RNA. Its product is annotated as metalloproteinase inhibitor 3-like. Gene Ontology annotation, molecular function: metalloendopeptidase inhibitor activity; protease binding. Gene Ontology annotation, cellular component: extracellular matrix. Gene Ontology annotation, biological process: negative regulation of endopeptidase activity; negative regulation of membrane protein ectodomain proteolysis. Lineage: Eukaryota; Metazoa; Cnidaria; Anthozoa; Scleractinia; Merulinidae. The record is from RefSeq and is a predicted model, not a curated record.
AAACGUUCCCUGAAAUCUUAAGAGCGUGUUCGCGGGAAGAUUAAGAGACAACGAAGCAAGAAGGAUGUCCCUUGGUUUGGUCUUUGCUAUAUUGUUGGGCGUCGUCGUAACUUCCAACGACGCGUGCUCUUGUCUUGAAAGACAUCCUCAGGAAGUUUUCUGUAGCGCGCAUUUUGCGAUCCGUGCAAAAGUGCUCUCUCAGGAAGACAACCUCAGCAACUUCACUCGAAUCUUCGAUCUGCGAAUCCUGAAAAUAUUCAAAGGAACCUGGAAGCUAAACCAGACAGGACGCGUUCAAGUUUACGGCUCCAGACAUCGCAGUCUGUUGGUCAAGGCUCACACGACAACACUCCAAACUCUGUGCGGGGUGAGGCUGGCAAACGACAAGGUCUACCUGAUCACCGGGCGGAUCUGGAAAGGAAACCUUCAGCUGAAUCUAUGCAACUGGAAUCAGGAAUGGUCCGAAAUAACCCAUCGACAGCGCAUCGGAGUCAAGCGCUUUUAUGGUGAAAACUGCAAGUGCCAAAUUUCACCGUGCUACACUCGGAAAUGCCAAGAGCUCAAAGGGUGCAGCAGGUCCUCUGGAAUCCACUUGAAUAGCUGUGAGUGGCGUCACUCCUACUGCCUUGUAAACGCUGACGGAAACGCAUGCUCUUGGCGCGAGACCGCUGAAUACAAGAACUGCACAAGUCAGGCGAUGCCUUAAAAACUAUACAUGACUUCACUAUUUUCACGAAAAUGAUUGUAAUUUUGUUACGAGAAUAGCAAUUUGUAUCUAAAAAAAAUUGUCAGAACUUAAAGGGCACUCAUUCACCUUUGGUAUAAUCUCCAAAACACCUUCGAGUAGAUUGAAACUUUUCACUUCCGCAGUUGAACUUAAGUGCAUUUGUUGUAGUUGUAACAUUGAACUCUGUAAAUUAAAUCCUGGUGCUGUUUAAUUUGUCUUUCAGUAUUUCUAAAUUUCAACUUUUGGAAGUCUUCGAUUAAGAAGAGU